Messenger RNA from Prorocentrum cordatum, 843 nucleotides. NCBI's taxonomy places the organism in Eukaryota, Dinophyceae, Prorocentrales, Prorocentraceae. The record is from the annotation of a GenBank genome assembly.
GAGGACGUGGCCGGACCCGAGCUCCUUCGCCCACGGGUCGCGCGACUCCGUCGUGCCCCACUGCGACGUGCCGCUCGGGCUGCCCACGGACGUGCGCUGCGUGGACGGGUCGCUGCCGGGCCUGCCUUACAACGAGUUCGUGGUGUACAGCGGCGCGCAGGUGCGCCUGCGGUACCUGGUGCGCGUCCAGCUGGGCCCCCCGCCGGUGCCGCGCAGCGUGGCGGCGGUGCAGGACGAGUCCUCGCCCGCCCGGAGCGGCGGCGGCGCCGCGAUGUCCACCGCGCCCCAGGUGUGGCUGCCAGCCGUGCCGAGCUGCGUGGUGCAGACGCCCUACUGCAUCUUCGCCAAGGCCGCGGUGGCCGACCGACUGCAGCACGCGGUCAGGUGGCAGUACCUCUUCGAUGAAUCGAGGUGGCACGACAGCACGCCCUGCGGGUGGGUGAACUACACCGAGGCAGACUCCGGGAAGCUGGAGGAGCGCUUCUGGGAGCUGCAGGACGGGACGGGCUACUGCCUCCCAAGGAUCUCCUCGGGGAGCUACGAGUACGACGUGGACCUGCGGAAGAUGGAGCAGACGAACGUGAGGACCGGCAAGACGCGAAGGGUGCGGCGUGCAGAGUUCGCCUUCCGGAGGGUGGUGAUCGAGGGGGGCAGCGUAUACCCGCUCCGCGUGGAUGUCGCCAGGCACGAGGAGGUGCACUGGGCCUGGGAGGUACAGGGCAACGAGAAGCUCAGGUUCGCGGCCUCCUUCGAGCCACGCGCCGGUGCGGAACCCUUCCCCUCGAACGGGCUCGCCGACCUCGCCCCUCCGCAGCAGGUGGUCAAGACGCAGAUUGCCAAGGC